GUGGCCGUCAUACUGGCAACACUGCCACCAGUGGCAUGGCCGGCAAAGAUGCAAAAGGCAAGCUGGUGCGACGCCUGAGCUCUCGCAGCCACCAGGACUUUUUCUUCGGCCUUGCACCGGCUGCUCGCCAGGCUGCCAGCGCAACCAUCCCGGCACACCACACACCCUCAACAUCAUCACCAUCGCGUGCUGCACUCGCCCUGGCUCUUUCGGAGGCAAGCUCUGCCUCCGGGAGCACAGCACAGGGCAGCACCGCCACACUUACACAACAACAACAACAACAACAACAACAACAACAACAACAACAACAACAACAACAACAACAACAACAACAACAACAACAACAACAACAACAACAACAACAACAACAACAACAACCUACUUUGCUUGCAAGCACGGACAACAGUCAAGAUGGUAGCGCAAAGGCAGACAACAACAACGACCCCAGCCACAACAUUGACACCGUUGCGGAAAGCAGUUCAGUGGAGCUAAAGAACCAGCACGAAGAAGAACAGGCCGCCCAGCACAGCGCGUCGCAGACACACCAUGAAGCUCCUUCAGAUGCUACGCCGAUCACACUGAGCGACUUUCAGGACCAAGAGGCGGCAGGCGAGGCCGAGUUUGUGGCGCUCAAGCCUUUGCCGUUGGAGGUGGGCAAGCGAACCUGGUCCAAGCGCGUCAAGGGUGGCCAUCCGCGACACCAACAGCAGCAACAGCGGCAACAGCAGCAACAGCAACACAAAAGCGCGGCCGCCAUCCCAGAAGAAGCCCAGCUCGGCGCAGGUGCCCUUGGCGGUGAAGAUUUACAUUCACAACAACACCGGCAACCACAUGAGGCGUCUGCCAAUGCAGCCACAUCAAAGAGCACACGCAACAGUUCCCUGCAGGAUGCUGCAGAUGAUGAGACAGAGUGGAUGACAAGCGCCGUGGCGAAGUACGAGCUCUCCGAGCAGGCACUCGCCCUCCUCGCUGCAACGAAGCCCACACGCCGCCACGUAAUGUAUGUCGUUGCGUGGAGCCUGUGCGAUGACCUCGCCACUUCACAGGCCUACAAUCCCGCCAACCUCUUGACGGAUUCAUACGGCGACUGCUCGGAGUGUGUCUGGAUCAUGAAGACGGGUGCGACUGGCCCGGGCCUUGUCCUUGACCUCCGCAGCGCCACCUCGGUGUCUGCCAUCUCCUUCUCCAACACGGGCAGCAACGACUCGCUCACAGAGCGCGGAAGCCGCACCGUGACGGCGUAUGCACUCCUCAAGCCGUCCCUUACACAGCAGCAGCAACACCAGCACCGGCAAGGCAGGCUGUCGCGUCGCACGAAGCGGGGGCGCAAGAACCGAGCUUCAAACCUUGAGGACAUUGACGAAGAUGAUGGGGAGGACGAAGAGAAUGAAGAAGGCAAUGAUGACGCUGACGCGGAUGACGACGAGACUGAAGAGGGUGCUGAUGCCAGUGGUGGCGGGGGCGUGCUUGCAAGCACCAAGAACGGGGUCAAGAACACAAAUGUGGACAAGCAGAGGGAUAGAGAGCGAAGAAGAUCGAAGAAGAAGAUCAAGAAGAAGAAGAAGCAGCAGCAGCAAAAGGAGAAGAAGGCGCUAGAGAAGAGAAAGAAGAGCAGGCGCCUGAACGACCAAGGCGACACCGCCGGUUCUGUCAACAGCAAUAGCAAGCGCCUGUCAGCAGAAGAGCUGGAAAAGAGCGUGGAGACGCGCACGCGUGUGUUUGGUGAUUACAGCCCAAGCGAGCUGCAGUCCCUUAACUGGUAUGAGCUCGGCUCCCUGGUCCUGGAUAGCGUGCGUGGUGCGACCCUGGGCGAGCGGCAGCGGCGUGCUGCAGGUGGCGACGUUCUUCCGCAGCAAACGCUGACGUUCCCUGCCACCCCCGCGCGGUACAUCAUGCUCUGCUUCAACGACUAUCGAGGGCGUGGUGCUGGCCUGGGUCGCGCCAUCGUGCAUCCCGCCACGGAGGACGCCCACGCCGAUGCGCCCACGCGCUUGUCAGCGGCGAGGCUGGACACCCUACAGAGCGCCAUUGGGCUCGACACGUUCCUGGCGCAGGUGGCGCAGUACAUCCGCCACCAGAUGGGGCUGACCCUUGGCGGGCAGGCGUUCUUGCGCGCGCUGUGGGCGCUGCGGCUGCAGUUUGCUUCCAGUCUGCACGGGCUUCUCUGCACCGGGUGCACUGCGAUGACGCACAUGAAAACAGCCAAGGACAUCAUGGAGGUGUUUGUGCUGCACGUUGACGCAGUCCUCUCCAGCAUGGCGCGUGAGCAACAGCAGCAGCGACAGCCCAUGGCAGCCAGCAACGACAGCAGCAGUGAGGAAAAGAAGAAGCACAAGCACAAGCACAAGCACAAGCACAAACACAAACACAAACACAAACACAAACACAGCGAGCAGAGGUCAAACGACUGGAAGCGCAGCAAGAGCAGCACCAAGGGCAAGACCAAAGAGACGAAAGCGGAAGGGAAGCAUGAGACCUCAGAGACAGACCAAAUAGAAAUAGAAGAACAGCAAAGACAAGAACAAGCACAGCAAGACGACGACGGGCAGGAAAAGAACAGCAGCAGCAACAACAACAACAGCAGCACAAGUAACAACAACAGCAGGAGUAGUGCAGAAAAACAGCACCAGCAACAACAGCAACGCGACAGCACUCAUGAUGGUGGUAGUGAUGAGUGCGAUGGGACCGACAGUGAUGACGCGAUGGGUGACGCGGAUGUGGACGUGGAGGAGUGGCAGAAACAGGUUCGCUACCACUGCCUGUCGCUGUUUCGCACGGUGAUUCUGCGCUAUGCGGGCUUCAACCUCGGCACAUCGUCAGCAGCAUGGCAGGGCAUGAUUACGGCUGGUGGUAGCGUUGCCUUUCGUGAUCGCGACACGCGCAAGCAAUCGAAGCGGUUCCCGAAGCAGUUUGAGGCGCUGCUUGCGAACGAGGACGGCGGCCUCAACAGCAGCCAAGCACAGGAUGGCGGCAAGCAGCAGAGGGGCAGCACCAUCAGCGGAACCAACAGCCACAGCCGCGGCAGUAGCGGAAGGCGUGCAUCCACCACCAGCACAACAGCACAUGAUAAAGGUGGCAGUGCCAGCAGCGCGGCAAAGCGGGGCACCACCAACAGUACAACCACCGUGCUUUUCCCUGCGGUGUUGUUUGCUCCACCGCGUGACAGGCGACCGCGGCACCAGCACCCGCCUGUGCUGAUCCAACACAAGCACAUCCUGCUGCUGACAGACUUUGACGAGAUGGACGUGUGCCUUGUUUGUGGCGCUGCCAUUUGGUUGCUGGAACCAGGCUACACCUGCCGCUGCUGCAAGCAAGCCGUCCACCCCACAUGCGUGCCGCGUAUUCAAGGCACAUGUGCAGGCAACACGCUGCUCUCCCACCACUUUCUCGCGCGGAAGGAGCACCGGUGCUGCCGCAUGACAGCAACGUGUCCGCGCUGCCGCCUCUCACACGCGCGCGCACAGCGCCUCGUGGCACAGCUGUCCGUGCCGUGCGCGCCAGCCAGGAACGACGGCAACGGCAACGGCAACGGAGAUGACGAUGGUGAUGACGAUGCCGACGAUCUCGAUACAACCAUCACACCAGAACAGCCACAUCCCCAAACACACAUUCAAACACACGCGCGUGCUCGCAUGCACACGCCCGCACGUCAGAGCGCGCCGUCGUCGGGAUUAUGGCUGUCCUCAUCUAUGUCAUCGUCAUCAGCAUCAUCAUCACCGUCAUUGCCGCAACACCGCCGACACCACCUGGCAUCUGAGGCUGAGGCCGAGUUGGUGGCCCAGCAAUCACUGCUGGACGCAACAACGCAAGCCCUGCAGCACAUGGAGGGUCUGCACUACUUCAAGGAUGCCCCGUGGAAGGGCCCACUGGGCUUUGCGCCAGCCCUGUUGUUGCGACAGGAGCCCCAGUCCACAGUGUGGGGUGGCCGUGUCCCCUAUCUUGUUGUUGUCUGCUGUCAACGUCUUCUUGAGUCCACCACGGCCAUCGUCACCCCCUUUCUGCAAGACAUUCCUCGCACAGACCAGGACGUGUAUGACCGGUUUCGGACACGCGUGUGUGACGGCAACACGGCACUCAUUGCCGACCAGACCACCCCCAUCCACUUUGUUGCGCAUCUCCUCCUGGAGUACAUUCUCUGCCUGAAGGAUCCCCUCGUCCUGCUGCCAUCUUCGUGCAUCCAGCACCAGCCAUCAUCGCACGCCGUCGAUUCCACACGCACUGGCUCCGAUGUGUCGGUUGCCACCUCCACUGCCGCCUCAGCUACACCCACACACCGCAUGCCGCAGCACCAGCACCACCAGCCCAAUCCCAUGCUGUUGAGGGCACUGUCUCCAAACCCAAAACAUGCGGCCUCAGUUGCCAAGGACAUGCCAGGUGGCCACAGCAGCAACGCCAGCGGCCCCGACGAUGGCAGCAGCACAGGUGUAGCAGAGAGCACGACACCAACGGCUGCACAAGCACCACAAGGAGCCAGAACAGACACAGAACCAUCUGAGGCAGUGCCAGCAGCGUCGCCAGCAAUGCACGCGGCACCUGCUCGUCAAGGACGCCGCCAUGCGUCGCUCGUGCGGCAGGCGACCAGUUCCCCCCAACACAUGCCGGCAUCUGCAUACGAUGUUGCGUUCUUCCGGCCACAACCGCCACCCGACAGCAGUGCAGCCGCAAGCACUGCCACAUCGCGUGCGUCGUCGCGUGCGUUCUCCGCAUGCACAACAGCGACCAUGGCCAGCGGAAUGGGCGGACGCGAGCAUGAUCAGGAGGAGCUGUGCCGCCGCUGCCUCUGCUACUCCUGCCUCACGCGCACAUACAGCCAAGAUGGCGAGUGCUCCCCAUAUCAGGUGCAGGGCGCGCUCUUCAACAACACCGAGCACCCAAACCACGACCUUGUGUCGGCCAUCAUGCAGACAGUGGCGUGGAGUGAGGUCGGCCGCAGCCUUGCCUUGUGGGUCCGGCGAGAGCAAAAGCGUAGCCGCAGCAAGCACCGCAACAGAGGCAACAUCGACAUGAACAAGCAGCACAAGCACGGCAGCUUUCGUCCCCCGGCGACACACACUGGUGCCAGCACCAGCACCAACACCACAGCCAGCAGUGCCCGGUACAGUCACAGCAGCAGCAACAGCAACGGGAGCGCGUUUGUGCCUCCACCGUCUGCACCACCUGCGGGCGGUGACUCUGAUGCAAACACGUACCAGCUAGGUGAUGGGCUGCAUGCGCUUGCUCUGCAGCUUGGGCCGUGGCUGAUCCGAACAAAGGCAACAGAAGACACGGUGUUCCAGCCAGCCAUGUGUGCCGUCGCAUGCCAUCUCUUUGAGACAGGCGUGCAGACGCUGAUUGCCAAGUACCUACAAACGCUGUCCGACAUUCACGUCAUGAUGGUGGCGCACGACGUCCUGGUGGAAGCGCAGCUGCGCUUGCACUCGCAGGGCGAUGAUACGGGCACCACCGACGCCAACGCAGGUGACGACGGAACAUCAGUGUCAGCAUCAGCAUCAGCACGGAAACCAACCGAAAGCGCGGCACCAACAAUACAAACACCAACACCAACACCAACACCAACACCAACACCAACACCAACACCAACACCAACAGCAGCAGCAGGGUUCAGCGAGCAAGAUGGCAUGGCGUGGGACACCCGAGACAUCUUCGGAGGCGCUGCCCAUGCCAACGAACAGCAGCCGCUCUCCUUGGCAGAGCAAGUGAGGCUCAUCCUUGGUGGUGCCCGUGCCGGUGCCAGCGAGGCUGAUGGCGACAAAACCAAUGGCCGCAGCAGCGGUGGAACAAAUGCUGGUGCGAGCGCGAGUGCUGCCAGUGACAUGGCAACAGACGUUCUUCUGCACCAUCGCCAACAGCAGCAGCAACAACAAGGACAACGACGGCGUGAAUAUCUCGCACAGCAACCAGGCCGAAGCCAGCUGUGGUCUGAUAUGACCAAGGAUGACGCGCACGGUGACACGUUGGCCUCGCUGUACAUCAAGCAGGAGCUGUUGCCGCGUCUGGGCUCGUGGUCGUUGCCUGUGGAGCAGCGGUGCGUGCGGGAGGUUCGCGCGGUGCUGAUGGGUGCUGGGAGAAUGCCAGCGGCGCCUACAGAUGACGUGACGGAACAGGUGGCUUCACUGUCGGUGUUCAAGGACUGCCUUCGCUUCCCAGCGCGUGCAGUUGUGCAGCGCCUUGCCCCUCUCAUCCCCGCAGACAUGACUCGCUCCGUUGCCGUUCCAACGAGCGCGCCGUCUCCGGCAUCGUCGUCAGCCAGCAGCACGCGCCGGUCGUCUCGUCGCGGGAUGAGCUGGCGCAGCAAACGCAGCAGCGACAGCAAAGUCAACAGUGGCAGCAAGGUCAACAGCGGCAGCAGCAGUAACCGCACCACGACCAGCACCACGACCGGCCACAGCAGCGGUGCUUCAGCAGCCCAGCAGUCGGAAGGCGCACGCGCGACAGCAGCUCUCACACAGCUGCCUGAAGACACAUCCACAACACCCACCGACUCAACUGGUGUUGCUGUUCGUGGUGAGCGUGGCAGAAAUGCCAGUUAUCGUUCUCGUCGCCCUUUCUAUGUUGGCCACAGCGGCAGUGACGACGAGAGCAACACGAAGGACGCUGACGACACAGGAGGUGGUCGCGGUGGUGGAGCAGGAAGAGAGGGUGAUGAUGGUGAAGAAAGACAUGACUCUGGCGGCAGCCGUGGGGUCGAUGCAGAGGGCACAGCUCGCCAUCAUUCGCACCGCCAGUCCUUCGCUGGUCGGUUUCGCGACGGCAUUCGGCGCCGCAUGUCCAGGCGGCAUUCCAUCGCCUUUGGGGAGAAGCCGGCACAGGGUGGCACAGGCGGCAAAGGCGGUGUUGCACCGCUGUACUCGCAGCAAUCGGCACCGGUGGGGCUGUCGGCAGCGCCGUCAGUUUCCUCCAUUGCGACCUCGUCGACAAUCAGCGGCAAUGACGUGGAGGCGAGUGGCGCGGAGAAGGCAUGGCUCGCGCGGUUUGUGCAGCACACCAACACGCGCAGGCGCGCACGUGCAGAGGAGGACGUGUUGUCGCUGAUGAUUGAGGCCCUGAAUACGCUGGAGGCGAAGCUCGGCAGCAGCGUUGACGGGGGCCAAGGAGGGGCAGAUGUCACGCUGUGCGUUGGCACGGGCGGUGGAGAUGAGCGCCUGCCUGACCCACGCCACGCACUCCGCUCUGCGUGGCAUUACGCGCAGGAGCAAACAUAUGACCUGCGUGGGAGCCCACUUUCCCUGUCGGCGACGCCCACGGCCAAAUCUCCGCUAUCGCCCCGUUCCCCUCGGUCACCGCCCACUUCCUUCUCAUCAGCAUCGGGAACGCCGCACCGCUCAACAGCAGCAGCAACAGAAGCGCUGCAUCAUACCUCGCCCGACACUCCUGGCGCACUGGCCACGCCCCCGCGAAGGAAAGACGGCAGUGGUAGUGGUGGUGGUGGAAACCGUUUGGCAGUGCUGGAUUUUGGAAUUGCACAGGCAAUGCAGCGUGCAACAGGACAAGAGCUGAAGAGCCCUCCACGCUGGAAGAAACAACAACAACAACCACAGCAACAACCACAGCAACAACGCCAACAACAACAACGCCAACAACAACAACAACAACAACAACAACAACAACAACAACAACAACAACAACAACAACAACAACAACAACAACAACAAGUGGAGUCGUUUGAUGAAGAGCGCGCAUGGACAGAUGCGGUGCAGAGUAACGUCGUGAUGUCACCUCCGCGGCAACCAGCGCCUUCUGCACCAUCGACAUCACAUCAGCCAGACACCACCAGCACCACCCAACAGAGCCCCCGCCCCAUCAUGCGCCGUGUGGGCAGCGCUGCAGCUGUAGCUGGCCGCGUCAAGACAUCAUCGCCACUCGUGCGAUCAAGCACCUCAUCCCCGCACCUGCUGCGCUCACCGCGCCCGCAACCCGUCGGUCGAACGCCAACAGCAUCGAGUCCCGGUCACGGCAGUGGUGGCAGGGAGCGUGGUGCUGUGGUUGGACGCUCAUCCCUGGAAGAAGUGUGGCGCCGUAUUCGCAUGUCAACGCCCUCCCCCGUGUCCUCGACAAGCUUUGGAGACGAUCUCUCCAGCAUUGGCCUGUCUCGUGCUUCCACAGAGACGUCCUUGUCCUUGCGCCAUGCAUUGAGCGACGCAGAGGAACACCCAGACAGCCGUGGCCGUGGUGGUCCUGGCGGCAACGAUGCACGCUUUGAGCCCGCGCGCGCGCUCUUGUGCCGACUGCAGCUGAUAUGGCUGCGCAGUGUUCUCGACACCGUCAACCGUCUUCAGCUUGCGCGGGAGGUUGAGGACAUAUUCGUGCCGGUCCCCGCAGAUCGCGCACCCACAGCCACCACGCGCAGCUCCUCUGCAUGGUCGCACGACUUGCCUGCGGUGGAGUUUGGCAACGUGGUCACGACCGGUGGCAUUGACUUCUUGUACGCCGACAUUGACGCCCCGCUCGCAAUGCCUGUUGCCACAUACACGCGCCGGCUCAGCAUGCGCCGACGUAUCGCAUUGCACUCGCGCGAUGACGGGCUGGAUCCCUCCACUGCUUCGGCAGCACCAUCGGCAGCCCCGAACAUUCAUCACCAACAGCAGCAGCACCCAGAGGUGAGGCCUGACACAGACCACGCACAUGAGCAACACGGCGAGGGAAGCACGGUGCUGUCUGCGUUUGUGCGCGUGAACCAACCCAGUCGCUCAUCCACGCGACGCAAGAGUGGUCGCAGCCAACGCCAACACGAGGGCGGUGCAGCCGGCGCAGAAAAACGGGCAACAGGUGCUGCAAGGCGCCCGCGGCGUGCGAGCUAUCGCGUUGCAACAACAGUGAUGACAGCGGACACGCAGGACGCGCAGCCGCUCGACGACUCCGUUUCCAGCACGAAUACGCGCCAGGACAACGCACGCUUCGGUGGUGGUGGUGGCGGUGGCGGUGGCGGUGGUGGUGGUGGUGGUGGUGGUGGGGAAUCACGCAGGGUGCGGUCACGGUCCCACAUUGGCCGUGGCAGCUGGCUCAUUGCAUCACCAUCAUCCUCAGCAACGUGGUUGCCACGACACGAGCAACAGCGCAUGAGUUGGCACGCUGGUCUGCAAGACCAGGGCCAGUCCCAGCAGCGACAAUUGCAUCAUCAUCAUCAGCAGCACCGUGCGCACCACCGCCAGGCGCAGCUGUGGGGUGGGGCUCUAAGCGCUUCCUCCUCGCAGCCGCCUGCAGAUUUGAGCGGCGGUGGUGAUGAUUAUGGCACCGUGACCAGCGACGCCACGCCAAGCGCGGGGCAUUUACAUCACCACCCUUCGAGCGCGAUGGAAGGCCUCGCCCACGUGCGCACAGCACGGGCGAAUGCUGGCUUCACUUACAGUGGAAUGCAGAUUGCGCGGCGGCAAGCACCAACAGCUGCACGCAUGCGUGACCAGCAGCAACAGCACCGCGUCAACGACGAGCAGCAGGACCAUGAGCAGCGACACCAGCCGGAGAGGUUGCGGUUCGAGGGCGACUAUGAUGAGUACUUCUCACGGCAGCAACAGCGCGAACGAGGUACCGCGGCCCUUCGCGCAAGCGACAUUGGAGCCGUUGGCGUCGUUGCAGAACAGCAGCGUCACGCGCCGCCAGCAUACUCAACCGCAAUGAUGAUGGGGCAGCAGUGGUCGUCACCUGGGGCUGAAGCAUUGCGAGGUGACGUGCGUUCGACACGUGGAGCGACGACUGCUGCACAUCACCACCAAACGCCACAGUCCAGUUCGGGCCACCAGUACCAAACACUGCACCGUGAAACAGUGCGGACUGGCUUUGCCCACGACGAGAGGGUUGGUGAUCAGGCGAGUGCGGUUCGAGCCAGUGCCCAUCGUCACCAGCACCCACGGCAACAGCGUGGCGGAAGUUUCCAGCACAGGAGACGCGGCGGUGGUGAUGGCAUUGAUCGUUGGCAGCGUGGGUCGAGGCUGUCGUUCAAGUCCACCACAUCCUCGCAUCACGCUGAUGUACUGGACGCUGUGCUGUUGGAACCGUCGCUCGCUGUUGAUGAUACACGCCACCGCCGGCUGCAUCCUGGCGAUAUCAUGAUGGGUCGCGGGCACAUGGAUGACGACCACAACGACGACGACGACGACGACGACGACAACGACGAUGAUGAUGAUGCUAGCGAUUACCACAAUUACUACCACGAUGAUGUGGUGGGUGGCAAUUAUGGCGGCAUCGCGGAUGCUGGUGAGAGUGACGGCAUGAACGUUGGCGGUUACAAGCAGUGGACGCGCACAGUGACACCGAUUGUUGGACGACAGCCACCAACCGCAUCCUUCCGCUCCCGCAACGAGCGCGGAUUUCUGGCACCAACGACACGCAACCCCAUCGGCAGCGGCGGUGACGGCGUUGGUGGUGGUGGUGGUGAUGGUGUGCACACGUCGCAGCAACGUGGCCAGUACCAUGAUGCAAGGGCAGGCGAGCAGGGUGUGUCCUUGACAGGUGUGCGCGGUCAACAACACGAAGGCCAGGCACCAGCAGCGGAGAGCACAACACGGUUGGCACCGCAGCACCGGGCGCCGGAAGUUACGAAUUGGACACUCCGUCGGCGGCAGUCGCUACGAGCCAGUGACGUCGUCAAGACCAUCGCAACCGAUGAACUUGGACAGACUUUCAUCUAAGUCGUUUGUAUUGUAUUAUGAGUGUUUGUGUGUUUGUGUGCGUGCGUGCGUGCGUGCGUGUGUGUGCGUGUGUGUGUUUGU
This is a messenger RNA of Salpingoeca rosetta, 10706 nucleotides long. RefSeq lists its product as uncharacterized. NCBI's taxonomy places the organism in Eukaryota, Choanoflagellata, Craspedida, Salpingoecidae. Gene Ontology annotation, molecular function: transcription coactivator activity. The record is from RefSeq and is a predicted model, not a curated record. Gene Ontology annotation, cellular component: mediator complex. The coding region runs from base 36 to 10625 and encodes 3529 amino acids. Gene Ontology annotation, biological process: regulation of transcription by RNA polymerase II. The transcript is spliced from 2 exons.